UGUGAGAGAGCGUGUGUUCACUGGACAUGUGUGUGGAUGUGUGAGAGCGUGUGUAUUUACUGGACAGGUGUGUGUGAGAGAGCGUGUGUAUUCACUGGACGUGUGUGUGUGUGAGAGAGAGAAUGGGCUUUCUGGAUCAUCAGACAGAGGCUUUGAAACUUUUACUCGAAGUUUAUGCAAACAGGAUGGCUAGAAAUAACACUGACACAAGCAAAAUGACCGUGACUUUAGCUGAAAGAGCCAGGGAAAGUUUAUUGGCUCGUUUGGUGAACAUUUUAUCACAGAUCAUAUCCAUAGAGCAGGAUUUAAUUAGGAAUCUCUCUGAAGAAGUGAAGAAUUUUCUCCGGCACAAGGACAGUGUGGACUUGAAGAACAUCUGCUUGAGGAUGGGUCUCGGAGAAAGCGGCCAAGAGUUCGACAGAAACCUGAAGGAGCUCCGGCUCUGUCUGCAGCUCAUAGUCAACAACUUACUGUCAGUGGUGCGCGACGAGAAUAAUUUACCGUCCACAGGAGCCACUCAGGAACUAAUGGGCAUAUCCAUCACACUGCCUGACAUCUGAACUGCUGUGUUAUCUGGAGAGGUGCCUGCUUUCCACGCUGAACUAACUGACUAAAGGAUUUUUUGGUCUUUUUAGCUUUUAAAUGAGGCUGAGCUGAGACGCACCCGGAGCUCCAGCAGGAUCCUGGGCUUGGCUGAAGAACUGGAACGACUCCAAACUACCUCAGAAGGUUAAUGACUAAAACAUCUUUUUUUAUUUUAUUUUAUUUUAUUUGUGAAGGUACUAAAUCCCGGAGUAUGUGACGUCUGAUCUAUACGUUUCCACUAUAUUGUCAGUGCCAAUGUUUAGAUGCAUUUCCAUUGUAUUAACCUGGGUUUUUUUUAACCCAUAGAUCUGUGUAUUACAAUCAUUUGGCUGAUGCUUUUAUCAAGAUCAAUAGAGAUUUAAGACAGAAUUACAACUUAACUUGUGAAUGUUAACUCCAGCUUGCAGUUGUGUUAAUUUUUGAAUGCACAGCCUUUUAUUUUGUUCCCAAAGCCUUAGGCGACUAUGUUAAACACUAACGUAACAAUUGAGUUCUCAGAACAAACAAACAAAACUUUUUGGCAUCAUAAAAUUUUCAGAGUAAAGUUUUCAAGGUUUAAUUCAUUUGUGUACACCUACUUUUUUAUUUUAUUUUAUUUUUUGAAAGUUGAAACUUGUAUAUUCAGUGUUAUUUUCAGUGAAGGUGUAUCUUCAUUGUAAUUACCUGAAUCGUUUCAUGCAGCCACGCCUAUUUAUUAAAGGAGACUUCUGUAACA
Molecule: messenger RNA, 1300 nt
Organism: Tachysurus fulvidraco (yellow catfish)
Lineage: Eukaryota; Metazoa; Chordata; Actinopteri; Siluriformes; Bagridae
Gene: dleu7
Product: deleted in lymphocytic leukemia 7
Exons: 2
Coding region: 123-560 (145 amino acids)
Source: RefSeq, a predicted model, not a curated record